AUAGAACAGGGAAGUGAUUUCAAAUCCUGGCCACAGUGUGUCACCACCACCUAAAGAAAGAGGUCGAAGGGAAAGACAGUGUCGUUGCUUGUGUGACAAGUGAAGUUGAUAUCCCCAUAUCUACAGGUUGUUUUGCUCGCUGUGUGCUGUCAACAUUUGUACUUCUGUCAAACGAAGAGGCAAAUAAUGGCUGUCUGGAGCCUGUGGAUACUGUGUGGUGUGGCACUAGUCGCUGUAAAGGAUUGCUCAGGUUUAGUUAUCGGUGGCUGUGAACAGGGUAGUGUGGAUGUUGUUGAAGACUCAGAUCGCUUCUUUACAUGUGAUGGAAACCAGAACAGAGAGCUACAAUGGGCAGUUUAUAAUGACAAAAGUAUUUUUAUUGCUCUAUGCCUCCAAUGGUCGUGCCUUCCUUGGAGCAACAUAUUUACAUUUUCUGUAGAGCAUAACUAUGGCGAUGAGUACUACAGAUAUAAUCUUACAAUGAAGACAAUCACGAGAAACUCAGCUCGCACCUUGUCUUGCCGCGAUUCCUCGAAGUAUGCACAGUGUGACUUAAGAAUCAUCGUGAAACCAGUGUAUAGUGACUGCAAUGUAACAACUUUAAACUGGAUGGUGAUCGGCAGCUGUACAGUCAGAGGAAUGUAUUCUUCAGACAACAUAUACACGUGCAAAUGGAGGGAGAAUGAAAAUAACGACGAACUCAGUGGUUUUAAAAACAGUCUAACGACUUAUACUGAGGGUUCAAGGACUUAUACUGAAGGGGUUUGUUCUUUUGCGAAACCAAUUCCCCAAACUAAAGGCAUUUACACGUACAGUAUAAGCGUGUCGCCAGGUGCCGAUGAUCACGUUGUUACAAGUAUGCUUAUAGAUGCGCUACAUUGGAUACAACUCAGCCACAACUGUCCUGAGUAUGUUUUCGAGGGUUUAAAUGUGAGUUGUACAUGUUCUGCUUCAAGAGCUAUAAGUCCACCAGCAUUUCUAGUGUGGGGAGGAAUGAGUAAUGCAACCCUUUUGCUAAAAAAUGUAAGCCGGCGAUUAAACCAACAAGAGUUUAAAUGUCGACUAAAAUGGAGUACAACCGGCUCAACUAUAGAAACCACUUCUUACCAACUAACCGUUGCUUAUGGCCCCGCAGAUGUCCUAAUUACCAACAAUAAAAACAAGACAGAAGAUGAGAUGAUAAGUUUAACCUGCACAGCGACUGAUGUUUAUCCUUCCGCUGUUUUUCAAUGGAAUGUCACGUGUUCUAAUCGGACUGACUCUGGGAACUCCAGUACAUGCUCCUUCACGUUCAACCCGAAGUUUGAAAGUCUUGCGAUAUUAUGUACAGCUAGCAACGCAUAUUAUCAUCAAGUGAAUUCUUCAUAUGUCUAUGUCCUCCCUACUUCAGGAAGCCCACAAGCAAACACAAGUGGACCCAAUGCCGGAUUAAUUGGUGGCGUUAUUGCAGCUGUACUUGUUGUACUCAUCAUUGUUGCUGUUUUGAUUGUGUACAUCAUCAAACGCAGAAAAGACCCAUUGUAUGACACUGCUCGGAGGCCUGAAAACAACGAACACAGCUACGUGGACCUCGCUCUUAGUGGACGCAAAUCAUCACCAGGAGCUGACGAUGACAAGGCUAAAAGAGAAAACAAUAGUGGGCAUCGCUACGAAGAAGUAACCAUUGCAGGUCAAAAUGUCUCUGAACAACCAGAUGUCUUUUUCGUUUUACCGACUCGUACGACUGUUGCAAGUUUGUAAAUACUCCACACCGACUCACGGGCAAAGCAAACAAACAACAUUCAUUUAUUAUUCGACGCAGUGGCUUAUUAUUUAUGACUAUGCCAACAUUAUUUUAAAUAAAAUAGACUAUUUUCUGAAUGUCUAAGCUUAGAGGAACAGUAUCUUUAGUUGUGGAUGUCAAAUAAACUUGUCACUCAAACUUUUAUAUCAGUAUUAUGGCUGUUUCCAUUCAGUCUUUAUAGUGAGAAUCGUAUUUUGCUACUCUCAAUUCUUAAUUAUAUUUUUCCAUCUCUGUGUUUUAUUGAUUUUUAUAUAAGCAUAAUAGUAAAAGGGCAAGUCACAUUAAAUUGAAGUUACUAUGUAAUGUUGAUAAUAUUGUACGUUUAUUUCUGUAACCACGUUUUUGUGUUCAUGUAUAUAAAUAUACAUUUAAUGAUCUCAGACGCUUUUUCUACUCUAUUACUUUAUCUACAUAUAUGUAUGUUUAUAUAUGCUGCUCUUUCGAUGAAAAUGCUGUUAGCUUUGCUUAUAAACCUGACAUAUUUUUAGUUGUGAGAGAAAACCUUAUAAUGAACUUUGGGCUUAAGGCUCUACAUAUCAUGGCACUAUAGUUGUAUGCCAUUUUUUUUGCAUAAUAUUUUUCAGUGAUUUGAACAGAUUCCAUCAAUUGUUUUCAAAAGGUUUGUAAAGUGAUUGUUAAAAAAAGGAAUGGGGCUUCGAUCCGGAAAUAUAUCUGACGCUAUACGCAAUGUCUUAACACCUAAGCAUUGAACUUUUGUGUGUGUGUGUGUGUGCGGGCGUGUGUGUGUGUUUGAACGUGUGCUCGAGGCUAUAUUCAGAUAUCUAAUACGAUGACUUAAAAAACUUAGUUCUGUCACAAGCCAAUAAACUGCGUCGUUUACAAACACCUUUCAAAGUUUAACUCCUCUCCAAACUCUCGUCCCACCCUGACAGGGUGGAUACCCGUUAAUUCAGCUACAAGCUCCGUUAUUUAGUUGACGACUGUCAUUUCUUAUCUCCACUCACAUUCCUAAAGUGUCACGUUGGUUCUUUUAAGCAUAAAGCUGCCUGGAGUUGAUGCAUUUAUGUUAAAUUAACUAGCCUAGUGUUAAAUCAUCAUAAAAUUGCUUAAAUACAAAUUGUAUAUAAUAAAAUGAGCAGCAGUUGGAUAACUAAAAUUAUUAUUUCAUGAUGUAACGUUAACAUGAUUAAGCGAUUUCAAGUGAUGUAAUUAAUAAAUAGGCUUAAAGCUCGCAGUUUGUUUUCAUUUAUGCUAUACUGUAAUAUAAAAAUAUGUACCUAUCGACAUUUUUAGUUUCUGUAGUAAAUGCAAGUCACUAAACAUGAAGUGGGUUUAGUUCACAAUUAUUAGGAUAUACGCAUCUAGUUGUAGCUGCUUUCUCAAUGCUUGUUUUGCAAACGCUCAAAUAAAAUGUUCUGACGACUCACGAUUGUGUGAUUGUUGUU
Molecule: messenger RNA, 3189 nt
Organism: Pomacea canaliculata
Lineage: Eukaryota; Metazoa; Mollusca; Gastropoda; Architaenioglossa; Ampullariidae
Exons: 10
Coding region: 187-1740 (517 amino acids)
Source: RefSeq, a predicted model, not a curated record